AUGAUAGGUUCAUAUGUUGACGUGUGCCGCUCUCAGGAUACACCCCCUCCCAACACAGGUUACACAGGAUAUACCCCCUUCCCACAUGAUACACAGAGGGAGUUGGUCUCUCAGCUGGUGUACCGGGAGGCUGGUCAGAUCUUCCAGCGGGAGGGCGGGGUCGGGGAGCCACGCCCACUGCGCCGCGUGAUUGGCUCGCCCGUCCAGAACGUCAACACAGACGACCUACGGACCCUGGAAUCCAAACAAAGACUAAUCAGAAAGAUAGCGUCACUCCGGCCGGUGGUGUCGCCCAGGAUACAUGAACCAGAGCCGCACUGGGAGGACAGUGAGUUCGUGCAGUCCUGCCUGAGGGCUCACAACCUCUACCGUGCCCGUCACUCAGCCAAGCCACUCAUCCUCUCCAACGAGCUGUGUCGUCAGGCCCAGGCGUGGGUCAACCAGCUGGCCCACACCGGCACCCUCAGGCACCGUGGGCACGAGGGCCUCGGCGAGAACCUCUUCUGCAGGAACACCGCCCUUAUAUUCCGUGGGCGGACCUCUAUCAUGCCCGACAUAUCAGGGGAGGAGGUGGCGGCCUACUGGUACAGCAGCGUCAGGCAGUACAAGUUUAACAGACCGCCCAACGUCCUGCAGGCCAGCCAGGGUCCGUUCACACAGAUGGUGUGGCAGAAGAGUCAACAGUUUGGGGUGGGCAAGGCAAGAAGUAGAUCAGGCAAGAUCAUUGUGGUGGCUCACUACACGCCGGCAGGUAAUAUAGAACACACCUUCAAGGAGAAUGUGCUUCCUCUGAACACUCGAGCUCUGGCAGCUGAGAUCUUGGGUGAGAUUCCUGGCCUGACAUCUAUGGAGCAAGUGGAUGGCAGUAUGGCAGAGCGAGUGAUGGGCGUUCUGGCGGCACAACCUCCACGCCUCACGGGGCGCAACGCUACUAAAGUUAUUGCUGCACAUCUCCUGGGUCAUACUGCUUCCCUUGUCACUACUCCAGAUGAAGAGCUCCAGGUGGUGAUCAACAGGUAUUCAAGCCCUAUCAAGCAAGGUUGCAAAAGGGCUGCCUCUUGGAUGAAUUCAGGAGGACCUUCCAACCCUCUGAAUAUGAUUCCUGUAGGGACAUGUUGCCCCCCAAGGUUCAGGUUACGCAUGAGAGCAUCAGUGUCACCAGCAGAUAUUCAGUCGAGUGUUAUACAUGAACCCUCUGAGGGACUUGGGCGUGAUGAUGAAGUGACGAGCCCCUCUAGACAUUGGCUCGAACCUCAGAGUUCUUAUGUGGCAGAUGAGGUUGAUGAUGGCCCAACAGAAGUGAUAGAAUUAAAAAGAGGUGAUCUCGGCACACCUUCAUCUGAUAUGGAGGAUAUUAGUUCCUUAAAUUUAAGUGCUAGUUCCAAAGAUUCCUCAAGACCUAAAAGACCUCGGUUAAGAAGAGGAGGUCGGUGGGGCCGCAUGGCUAAUUCAGGACGCACUGAUCUUGAAGCCAUAAGGAGUGAAUCUUUUGACUCUGUGGAUUCCCAGUCUCACCCAGAGCCUACCACUCUAAGACGGAGGAGAGAAAAUGGUGGAAGAGAACCAGAAAAAAAUCAAAGUGAUGAUCAAAUAGAACCAGUAGUGGAUAAGUGCAAUCUAGAUGUAAAACUUCCCUUUGAGAUAACAGAUGGUGAGCGUAGGCGCACGAAAUACUAUGCCCUCAGUCCCAUGCGUUACUGAUAAGAUGGUUAGGUAUGGACACAAGUAUUCCUUUGAUAUUAGAGGGAUAGUGGAACAGUAGUGAUGUGGUGAACUAGUUGGAAGAUUAGUUUGAUAGUGUUGAUUCAUUAAAUUUUUACAAUCAAAUAAUUAAUAACCUCACAAAAUAUUCUACAUGUUGCAAAAAUGAGCUUUAAAAACCUAAAAUUUUAUUCUAAUCUCUUUAUUCAGAAGGAAGCGCUGACAGCCAGAAGAGAAUUGUCCAGGAUGAAAAAAGGACAUAAGGUCUUUGUGAUGGUUGUUGAUGUGAUAAUUCCUAAUAACUGUUUCUAUUGUUGUUAGUUGAAAACAUUGUUAUUAUGUGCCUGAAAUGUGCCAAGCUAGAGCCUCUCCUGAUGGUCUCGGGAGGCAAGAGUUUAUGGUAAACAUUCUCUUUCUCGCUCUUUCCUUCUUUAAUUCUCAUAACACAUCACAUCAGCCAUUAACUGCAAGAUUUACAUGGUGUAUCAAAAUGGUCAUAUUUACCAGUUCCACAUGACACUCGCUGCAUCUUGGUAGCAGUAUCAGCCCCUGUACAGGAAAACACAACAUAUGCUAGAUAGCUUAGAUACUAAUAUGUCCAGACAGGCCAAAGGAGACCAUGUAUUUACAGACAUGCAAGAUACAACCAUUUGAGUUCAUAAUCCUGCAGAGCCUUGGCUUGUUAAAUGCAGGUACUACUGGUGUUCCUCAUGUGACUAUAUUAAUUUUUCAGCUUCUGAAAUCUUCUGUAAAUAUAUUUCCAAAAUAGUGUGUAAGGUCGUUUGAAUUUUGAAAAAUAGAAUGUUUAUCAUGAAAACUUGCCAUGCACGCUUGUCUAUGCAAUAUAAUGUAUGCCCCAAAAGAUUUACAAACGAAAUGGAAUGCCUUAGCUGGUCUCCAUUAUCCUCUUUCAUUUGACGAAAGAUGAAUAAUUUUGUUUUCUUCGUUCAUAUUUUUCAUCAAAAUCCAUCAAAACAAAUCUUACUGCAAAUUUUGUAAAAGGCUCAUUAAGCAUUGACAUUUAAUAGGCUACAAAGCUGAAUUAUUGGUAAAGUAAAUGUACGGUACAUUGGCACAGAUACAUUCUUAUACACUAGUUGUGUACAUUGACUUUAGAAUUUAGAUCUCUUAAUGGAAAGUUCCUCAUUUUUAUGUUACAGUAUCAUAAAUGGAUCCUUAUUUCUAAAAAUAUGAACAUAAGUCAAUUUUGUGGCCUAUAGUCUAUGAGUGAGUGACUACCUGUAGUGGUACACUCUGACAGUGCUACCUGUGUCAUUGGAUACAAUACUGUAGUUCAGCACAGGAAGCACUAUUCAUUCAACUAAUAUAAUUGCUGUAAAACAACUCCUCACUUGGUUUUAUCCUAAGUCUUAUAAGAUAUUCAGUGAUGAAGUAUUGCCUUUAACAGCCAUUGAAGCAUCUCAGUCAAAAGUUAAGAACUCUUAACAUAUUACUGUACCAGAACCACAACGGAAAGCUUUCAGGUCUCACACCACAUUUUUUACCCUACAGCCAAAUUAAUAACAUGAUUAUAUACUCACCCAGAAUCAUAGCCUGCCAGCUUGUCAACACACUCACAAGCUUAGGUGCACAUUAUACUGUACAGUACUGUAUUGUAUUGUAUUGGUCCAUCAGCUGUUUUGCUCUAUUCUCUAUGAUUUUUGAGCAGGGAGUUUCCAUUCCUGUUGUUCAGCAAGCUGAGCCAAUAUGUUCAUUGUUUCCUCUCUCAUCUUGUUAUAAUCACCCUCAAUAUGUGAACCUCAGUCUAUUAUUGUCAUGGACAGUAACAAGUAACAAUUAAAUCUGAAGGACAAUACAGUAUUAAGAAAUGUCUAGUGCUAGGAUUACAUCCCACUUGGACAAUCGUCUGUUUUAUGCAAUUUAACAUAAUAAUGUAACAUAAUCUAACAUAACCUGAUCAUUUAACUAAGAUGGUAAUAGUCGCAUGAAACAGACGAUUAAUUUAGUGGGUUGACAUCACUGCUAGUGGGGGCUAAAUAUUCCAUGUUGGCCACCAUUCCAUCUUCAUUGGUUGUGACAAAAUCCAUUGGUUUGCAUGUUUACUCACCUCUAAUGGUUGGGUAUUAAAUGCGAUGGACUAAAAAAUUGUCUCCCACACUCGUUACAAAAAGAGUUGCUGGGUCAUUACAGAAAUUGUUAUUUCUUUAGUCACUACUACAGUUAAAAUCACCCACUGCCAGAACGUGGUAGAUUUCAGGAUAAUUAUGUCUGUUAAGGAUCUCAUUUUCCUGUGGUUUGCAAAACUAUGAUUUGAUGAUCUAUAUAUGCUUCCAACAGUGACACCAUAGCUUCUCAUUAAUUUAGUUUUACACCACUUUGAUUCUUCCAGAACAUUAUCUACACACCCCACUAGAGAUCACAGCUUAAGGUUGAAGAAGCUACAAGUUCAAAAAACUGUCAGGGCAACUUUUCUGGAGUUGAGGUUGUGAACUCUUAAAACAAUCUGCCAGAGAGCAUUGUUAUGGCACUGAGUGUGAGCUCAUUCAAGACGAGACUUGACCAACUCUAGUGCAGGUACAGAUAUAUUCUGGAGCCAGUACUUGCCAACAAUGCAUAACAGAGUUGUGAUCCAAGCAGCCAAUGAGCCGAUCAGUGGCAAAGAGGAUAAAGUUAAAAGUUGACAACCCAACCUGGCAGGUUCUUAAAUUUUUCUGGGAAAUUUAUGUCAAUAAAGAGUACAGUACUGUAUUCAAAGUGAUCACGUACAGACAGAAGAUCAUUCAGGAGGAUGAGUUCAGGUUAUACAUUAACCAAGAUGAAGGUUUAAAAACAACACCUCUUAUUCAGGAUAGUUUAAAUAUGUCACAAGUCUUCAUGGAAGGCCUUAUAUGUUUUUUAUGAAGGCCGAGAUAAAAAUGAUGUAAUAAUGAUCCCACACACAUGUUCACAAAAAAUGUUUACCUGUCUGGACUUAUGGAAUUUUCCAAUGUGUCUUGACUCUGGAAAAUUACACUUUCUCACAGUCAUGCAAGCAUAUGCAUAUUCAGUGUUAUGUGAUUACUAUGUGCUCACUUCACUAUUAAGGAUGACACUUACUGGUAUGUCAUUGUAGAGAAUGUGUGUGUUUAGAUGGGGAUGAAGUUCUGAUCAUCACACCACCACUAUGAUUAGGCUGUUUCAAGAUUUGUUCCACGUCUGGAUAUCUUAUAAGACCCCAAGUAUAGUGAGAACUGUUUUUCAGUAAUUGCAUCAUGUGCACAAGUAAUGCUCCCUGCUGCUGGAAAGUCGGGCCAUAUCUCAUAGGCAGCAGUGUUAGUUAUAAAGUGUUCGGAGUGCAGGGUAUCACAAGGGCUGCUCAUCUUGGCUCUACCACCAGAAAUAGGGAUUUCAGGAUUCAAUUCUCCUUUUCGUAACUUAUGAUUAUCUUGAUAUUAAUCUGACAAAACAAAUGAAGGCAGUUCGUGAAAGUUUCGUAUCUUUACGGGAUGACUGACAUGACUUUUUUAUAUACAGAUAUAAAUUAAGUGCACUUGCUACUUAAACAUAUCUGUGAUUUAUCCUUAUAGAUAUUGUUAUCACUGUUAUUCUUGUUAUUUAAUGUAUAAUGAUAUUAUUGCAGAUUUAUAUGUUGCAUCAUCAAAGAACAAAUAAGUUGCCUUAUCAUAUCAAAAUGCUGUUAUUAAAUACAUAUCACGCAACAAGAUGAAAAUAAUAUAGUCUAGUCUCUGCUUAGACCUUAAGUCAACAUUUUCUGUAAUUAUUAUUGAGGAAUUAAUAUACCAAACCAUGCUGCACUGAGGUUGUGUAUGAUCAUAUCAACAUUUAUAUUAGUACAGUACUUGAUAUUACACAAUACAUUAUUUUCAGGUUUAGUAUUGUCUUAGAAAAGGAUUUUUGUUUUAUUCUGAUGAAUUAUAUUCAGUACAGAAUUGAGGUGACACACUGUGUAGAUUGAAAAGUGGUUUGAUAUUCUGAGCUCAGCAGAUAGGAGAGUAACAGUAUAGGAAGGCAUUACAAUACUAGUUGCAUUUCUUCUAAUUAGAAUCACAACAGAUUUUUAGAACAAGAGAGAGAGAGAGAGAGAGAGAGAGGUGACCAAAAUCCCACUCCAUGGGAUGUACCAUGUCAGGCACUCUUUAUCCUGGACUAUAGACUAACUAACUCCUUCUCAGCUAGCAGUGUCAUCUCAAUGACUGGAUAAUUAUGUGUUUAUUGUGUGUGUUUAUAUCAGUAAUCUUCAUGUGCAUGUCUGUGUACACAUUUAUGUACAUAUACAUGUUUGCAUGCAUAUGUACUGGGGUUGCCAAUUCUUCCAGAGUAGGGCUUGCCUCCCCCCACCUGCAAGAUAAUCUUGAACAAGUGCAUAAAAUCUUAACUGCUUUGUGAAGUGGUAAUAUACAUACAACAGAGAAAAAAUUACUUUUUCCUUGAUUAGAAAAGUUGAUGUUUUGACCUCACUGCCCCGCCAUUAAUUUCUAAAAGUUUUCCUGGAUUCUCUAUCUCAGCCCAUGGAGUUUGUGUGCUACAAUGAGUCAGUUUCUUAUAGUGAACUUUGAUCAUAAAAUUGAUAUUAGGUCCAACCCUUUAUUUACAAGGACCACACUUCUUCCUGUUCUGUAAAAGACAAAAUCAAAAUAUAAUAUGCAAUAGUUAUAGUUAAUGUUCAGAGAAUGUUGUACUUUUACCUUUUUUACCUUAAUCCUCUUCACCGCUGAUUGGCUUGUUUGCCGCUUGUGACAGCACUGAUUGUUGACUUAUUCAAAACCUGACGACCAAAAUUAGCACAAGUUCAGAUACUUUCUGGAUCUCCGAGCCAGCACAGUAGUGUACUUGCCAACAGUGUGUAACAGAGAUGUGAUUGACUGCCCAAACAACUAAAAGGUCAAUUAAUGGUGAAGAAGAUAAAGUAAAUUAACAGUAGAUAUGAGAUCACUUUGUUUUAUAUUUUUUUCAAUACAGUAGAAAGAUAUAGACUGUAUUUUGUUGUCACAUAAGUUGAAAGUUAUGCGUUUGUCCUUUAAUCUAAUCCAGUGCUUUCUGUGAGAGGAUAUUCAUUAUUAUGAGCUGGUUAGAGAUGAGAGAAAUUUACUCGGUAAGUGUGCAGUGAAAGCAAAAUUGUAUUAAAAUAUUAUUUACUGUACAGUAUAGUUUUUAGAGUUUUAUAAGCAGUGAUAACACUUUACUUGGGCAGCUCAGUCAUGCUACUGUAUCUAUGAAUUCAAGAUUUUAAUAUUUUACAUUUUGAUUAGGUGUUUGUAUUCUACAGUGAGAGUUCCAUCAUUGUCUGUAUUUAUUACCUUUUUAUGAAGUCCAUUUUAUGGGUUCAUUUGCCAUUGAUACCUAUACAGUACCAAGACAAAUUUGAAUUGGCAACCUCAAUGUGUACACACGUACAGUAUGUUUUCAUCUUUGAUUAACUACAGAGCAGAGUUAUCAAAGAGUAAAUAUGUUAAUUAGAAUACUUAUUGUUUGAGAGGUCACUUAUCAUUUAUGUAUGGUUUAUAAUCCCUGUGGUGUGCCAAAAAUAUAGUUAUCUGCUGUAUACCUGGGGAACAUUUACAAAAAGUUAUUUUUAUGUUACAUUAUUAUUAAUGGCUUAUAAAACAUAUUAUUUUGUUAUUUUUGCUUCAGUAUCUGAGGCAUAUGAAGGCAAUGCGUUUAUGUGAAGAAAGGAUAUAGCUAGUGAUUUUCCAUCAAGUGCUUUCAUUUCAGGAAAUAGUGUAUUUAUCAUUCAAUACCGUAAUUAGGAGAUCCAUAAGAUGAAAUUUGAUGCAGGUUACUGUGGAUAACUCGGCUGAAACCAUUAAAUCUCGUACUGCCGCCUUAUAUACCUCUUGUGUUUAUGUGAAAAUGUUGUAGAUACAAAUUCUAAUUCAGAUUAGUUAUUGAGAAACAAUAAUUCAGGUGUGGUGAGUCCCACAAGGCUGUGUGUACAGUAUUUUUACUACAGACAAAGGAAGUCAUCAAGACUGAUGCCACUCAAGGUCAGCAACAUUUCCUGUAAACAAUGUCAAGUACAGUAAGGUAUUUAAAAAAAAAAUCAGUCAUUAAUUUGUGUGACCUCAGCACAGAUCUACUUUGUUGUGUGCUUGGAACAACUGUUAUACAUUGUUUUAUGUAAUGGGUUCUGUUAUAACUUUCUAUAAUAAUGUAAAACAUUCCAAGAUGCACCUUAUAUGAAGCUUUUCUUGGCCAUCAUCUUUUAUGGUUUACUUGAGGGUAAUUUUGAAAAUGUUGAUUUUUUUAAUAAAUUUCAUGAUAUUUAUUGUUAAAUAAAAGCUGAGCGGAAAUGUAACCAAAAUGUUAUUAUACAGUAUUAAACACAAAAGUAAUGCAACUUAUCACAGUAUGAAUGAAGUCCAGUGCUGGUAAUCACAUUAGACAAAAGCCUUAAAUAAUUUUAGCUCAUAGAAACACAAUUUUAAGAUGCUUCCUUUUCAUUUUAUUCAGUUGUGGAAUGUCCAAGCCGCACUGGCAGUGGCACCUCUAAUACAGCGUACCUCAGCGUCCUUCAGUACCUUUUAUAACUUGACCCAGGUAUUUCCCCCUUAACAGUAGAGAUAGUAUAGUAUGUUAUGAUAGAUAUCUUGCCCUUUUAUUGUCUUAUUCUUUUGAUUGACACACAAGGUUCAUACAGAAUCUUAUUCAGCAACCUAUUAGAUUUUGUAUACUGUAGUUUCAUUAUGAGUAAUGUGUUAAAGUUUGUACAGUACCUUAAGAAAUAUACUGAAGGCUUGGACACUGUCAGAGUAAGUACAGUACUGUAUUGAGGGCAUUACAGUAUCCUUUUGAGUGAUGUACUUAGGGUUCCUAUAGUAUUCUUCUCAGUUAACAUAAGCUAUCAAAAGUUUGUACAGUGUCAUCUUAAGUAACAUAUCAAAUUUUUACAGUAGCUUCUAAUGUAAGUCUUAUUUAAACCUUACCGUGCAUCCAUAAGUAGAAUGAAAAGGGUUGUAAAAAAAAUCCUGUCACAAUAAUUAGUUUCAAAGCUUUCUAAAUUGUACAAAUGUUAUCAAUUUACCGAUGGUUUGUACAGUACUUUGUCAUCAAGUCUAUUAUACUGAUAUUUACAUAACUGCUACUUGAGCUAUCCACUAUUAACCUACACUGUUUUGUUUGUAGUAGUUAUCAGUGUUGUCAUAGAAACACAGAAUAUUUCAUCCAGAGGUGAGGUCUUGUAAAAAAAAUUCUGUGAUUUAUUUAACUUUUUAAUAACAGACGUAAUUGAAAGAGAGGAUGGUCACAAAUCUUCAGUGGAAAGUAAUAGAGAUCAAAGACAUAUCAGAGCCAGAGGUUUAUAUACACUAGUACAUACCCUAUAAUGCUGUAAUGUGAUUUAAGUUUUACCUAUACAUAUAUACCUUUUAACCCUCCUACAUCCUUACUUACCAAAGUCACCUCUUGGUGUCUCUCAGCUGCUGCUCGAGGGUAUUUCCCAACAAUUCUGUUUGUCCUGAUGUUCUUUGUUGUUAAAUUUGUUUCAUGAAUUAAUCAUUACAGCAUUCCUGUCAGAACAUCUGUUGUUAUUGUAGUUUUCACUUGUAACCUCCUGGCUCUGAUGUUAGUACUUGUCUCUCUCCCUUAUCUCUCAUUCCUUGACAACACACUGCAUAAAAAUAAAGACCGAUUUUUUCCCUUCAUAUUUUACAUUAAGAAAAGGAGUUGUUUUUGAAGAUAAGUUAUUUACAAUUUGUUAUUUUCAGGUUAGUUAUCUACUUUGUGUGGUCAUUGCUCAGACCUGAUGAUACAGUACUAUUACAAACUGUGCAAUACUGUACUUUGAUCAUUCAAUUCACUUUUACCAACUUCAUGCAUGAAUAAGGAUGAAAGAAUUUAAGAGAACAAAAAUUUGUGCUGGUAUAUACCGAUAAUUAAUCAAUUUAUCAUGGGAACUAAAAAAAAGCAAAUAUACCAUGGCUUAAUUAUAUAUGUAUUCCUGGAUAUUAUUUUCACCUUGGGAUGGCACUGUCCACAACAUCAGUAUCAAUUUUCUAGAUAUAAGUGUACAUUAUAUCCUAUAAUUUAGAUUCCUCCUUUAUAUGCCCAUUUCCCAUUCCUACAUUCCAAUAGGUCCCAUUAUGCUUAUACUGUACUGUAUACUAUAUUAGCCCAAUUAUUUAUAUAUUGUAGGUCUAUAUCAGUUCUUCAUUGACAUAUUAGAUGGAUCUGUUAAAGCUAUAAAUCUAAAGAACAGUAGAAUAAUUAAAGUUGAUUAAGAUUUAGAUAAAUUUGUUGAUAGUUUAAAUAUA
Homarus americanus (American lobster) is the source of this 9911-nucleotide messenger RNA. RefSeq lists its product as uncharacterized. Bases 1 to 1701 code for a protein of 566 amino acids. Lineage: Eukaryota; Metazoa; Arthropoda; Malacostraca; Decapoda; Nephropidae. The record is from RefSeq and is a predicted model, not a curated record. The transcript is spliced from 8 exons.